AUGAAGACUGCUAGUAAAAGGUCUGAACCACUACUCGUCGUCCUCUUGAUUCCAUUCAACGAACUCGAAUCAAUCGAUAUUCCACCAGCCGCCGAUGCCUCAACGACUUCAGAAGAUGUUCCACAGGACAUCAGUUCUCAGGGAUACCUAAAUGUCCACGAAUCGGAAGAUCCAGAAAUGAGAUUUUCGAAGGAUUCGGAUUCUGAAGACGUCGGCGUCGAGUAG
Caenorhabditis remanei is the source of this 225-nucleotide messenger RNA. RefSeq lists its product as uncharacterized. The transcript is spliced from 2 exons. NCBI's taxonomy places the organism in Eukaryota, Metazoa, Nematoda, Chromadorea, Rhabditida, Rhabditidae. Bases 1 to 225 code for a protein of 74 amino acids. The record is from RefSeq and is a predicted model, not a curated record.